Molecule: messenger RNA, 216 nt
Organism: Ceutorhynchus assimilis (cabbage seed weevil)
Lineage: Eukaryota; Metazoa; Arthropoda; Insecta; Coleoptera; Curculionidae
Source: the annotation of a GenBank genome assembly
AUGGGCGAAAUAUCCACUGAAACAAUCAAUAUGAAAAAGCCUGUAAAAAACAAGAAACGAAAAGCAAUUGAGGAAGAAUCUGAAUCUGAUAAAUCUUUGUAUAACUCAUCCUCGUGUGAAGAAGUAACUGAUAUAGAAGACCAGAUGAAAAAUGAAAAAGAAGAAGAAAAUUUUAUUACAGGGUUAGUAAAUGUGAACGAUUAUGUGCUGGUAUGA